AUGCGCCACUCCAAGAGCCGCCAGGACCCGCCUGCGCCUAUGCAGGGUCAAAGGAUUGUCUUCCGGAUCCCAAACUACAAAUCAAAGACGGCCCUACCGCAUGGGUCUACGGAAGAGCCGGCAGAGCGGGCCUAUCAUUCUCGCCGGUCCCAUCGGAAGUCUCGUGGCGGAUGUGCCAAUUGCAAGCAGCGAAGAGUCAAAUGUGACGAAACAAAGCCACAUUGUCAACGCUGUCAGAAACAAAACCUCGACUGCGAUUACACACCUCAACCCGUCCGCUCCAAACCCCGAGAAGAUAUGGUUGCUCGGGUCUUCACAACAUGUCCGGAUCUGAUGUCCCGAGAGUCACUAUCUUCAUCAAUGUCUUUGGCCAUUGUAGCAGAGAAACUCAUUGAAGUACUUCAGAUCAGCUCGGCUGCCUCUGGGCUAGGACUUAAUUCUCGUCCGGGCUCGCAGUCAACGGGUCGUCUCUUGGAAGCUCUUCAGCAUUUCCACCUUACCACAGUAGCGAGCUACUCUUCUCAGAAGCGUCCUUCAAGUAUGGACUCGAUGAGAAUAAAGAUGACGCAACUUGCUUUCGAGACACCGUUCCUCAUGCACGCCAUAAUCGGCAUCGCAACAACCCACCUUUGCAGCGUCGUCCCCGACAACAGCCAAUACCGAAUCACCGAAGCACACCACUGGUGUCAAGCCAUACACCACUACUCCAACGAAGUCUCUACAGGUAUCACAAAAGAAAACAUGGAUAAACUCUACUCAACCUGCAUCCUCCUCACAACGAAUUCAACCCCCCGCGCCUCCUUCGUCUUCUCCAAAGAUCCAACAACCCUAAACUGGCUGUUUCUCCAAUCCGGUCUGCGCUACCUGCUCGAGCGCACCAUGCCCUGGAUGUCUGAAAGUAUUUGGUGGGCUACGUUCAUGGACUCGCGUACUCCAGACAUCGACUUUGAAGAUAAACGGCCUGGGCGUGUGGGUUUAGAUCCUGAUUUCGCGGAUCUAUGUGGCAUUGAUGAGACAUCCACCGUGGAUAAUAAUCCGUACCUCUGGCCCCUGAGGAUGCUGACGUGGUUGCUUGUCCUGGAAAUGGCGCCGAAGAGCUCCCAGACGUAUAAUAUGUGGAUGGGGCGGCUGGAGCCCGAGUACUAUGAUCGUUUGCUAGCCAAAGAUCCGCCUGCGUUGGUUAUACUUGCUUGGUGGUUGGCGCUAAUUUGUCAUGUUGAUGAGUGGUGGAUGGAGAAUCGGGCGCGCUCGGAGUGUACAGCUAUUUGCAUGUUACUGGAGGAUAGUCUCGAUCCGUUGGUGCUGAAGCUGUUGGAGUUUCCGGCUCAGUCUUGUGGGUAUCUUCUCCGCCACGUGCAGGAGAGGACUGCCCUAGAGCUGCCAGAUGAUGUACUGCUGGGUUUGUGA
This is a messenger RNA of Penicillium daleae, 1407 nucleotides long. RefSeq names its product Zn(II)2Cys6 transcription factor domain-containing protein. The record is from RefSeq and is a predicted model, not a curated record. Gene Ontology annotation, molecular function: DNA-binding transcription activator activity, RNA polymerase II-specific; zinc ion binding. The transcript is spliced from 4 exons. Lineage: Eukaryota; Fungi; Ascomycota; Eurotiomycetes; Eurotiales; Aspergillaceae. The coding region runs from base 1 to 1407 and encodes 468 amino acids. Gene Ontology annotation, biological process: regulation of transcription by RNA polymerase II.